CAUUUUGGCUUUCAGUCAAUCGACUCCAUCAUUUCGACCGUCUUUGUACUCAAGAGUAAUGCUCCCCAGUCCCCAUGUGCGCUUCCAAUUAGGAGUACAAGACAAUUCCUGAGAACCCACAAAGUCGCGGGAAAUGAUGGAAUCAGGGAAAGGGAGAAGAUUCUCGAGAACCAAACAGAAGGUGGACUUGGAGGCAGUCUUGCGGAAAUCAUGGUACCAUUUGAGGUUGUCGGUGCGGCACCCAGCCAGGGUCCCUACCUGGGACGCCAUUGUGCUUACGGCCGCUAGUCCUGAGCAAGCUCAGCUCUACGAAUGGCAGCUCAAGCGGGCCAAGCGCAUGGGCCGGAUCGCUCCAUCCACUGUCACGCUAGCCGUGCCUGACCCCGAAGGUCAGCGGAUCGGCUCUGGUGCCGCCACGCUCAAUGCUAUUUACGCGCUCGCAGAGCAGUAUCAGAAGCUCGGUAUCGAUCUUGGCCAACAGGUAAAAAUUGCAGAUGGCAGCAAUUCUGGAUCUUCUGGCCCUCAUGAGAGGUCCAACAGUGAAUUUCCUCCCUUGUCAAUGGUUAAUUUCAUGGCUCAACGGCAUAUACUAUUGCUUCAUGCUGGGGGUGACUCUAAAAGGGUCCCAUGGGCAAACCCUAUGGGAAAAGUUUUUCUGCCACUUCCAUACUUGGCAGCAGAUGAUCCUGAUGGGCCAGUGCCGCUACUUUUUGACCAUAUACUUGCAAUAGCUUCUUGUGCAAGACAAGCUUUUAAAAAUGAAGGUGGAAUAUUCAUUAUGACAGGGGAUGUCCUUCCAUGUUUUGAUGCCUCAAACAUGGUUCUACCUGAGGACGCUUCCUGCAUCAUCACUGUUCCGAUUACUCUUGAUGUUGCUUCCAACCAUGGUGUUGUUGUGGCAUCUAAAAGUGGGACCCUUUCUGGAAAUCACGCAAUCAGUUUAGUUGAUAAUCUACUUCAAAAACCUGGUAUCGAGGAGCUCAUUAAAAAUAAAGCAAUUCUGGCUGAUGGCAGAACAUUGCUUGACACUGGAAUAAUAGCAGCCAGAGGCAAAGCGUGGGUAGAGCUUGCCGCAGUUGCAUGUUCAUGCCAACCAAUGAUCUUAGAGAUUUUGAACAGCGGAAAAGAGGUGAGUUUGUAUGAGGAUUUGGUGGCAGCUUGGGUUCCUGCAAGACAUGACUGGUUGCGACAACGCCAUAUGGGCAUAGAGCUAGUCAACAGAUUGGGGAAGCAGAGGAUGUUUAGCCUUUGUGCUUAUGAUUUAUUAUUCUUGCAUUUUGGAACCUCAAGUGAAGUGUUAGAUCACCUAAGUGGAGCUGGCUCAGGCCUGGUGGGACGAAGACACUUGUGUUCCAUCCCAGCAACUGAUGUAUCUGACAUUGCAGCAUCUGCCGUUGUUCUUUCUAGCAAAAUUGCCCCUGGUGUCUCUGUUGGAGAAGAUUCCCUGAUAUAUGAUUCAUCAAUCUCAUGUGGAAUCCAGAUUGGUUCCCAGUCAAUAGUUGUUGGUAUGAACAUCCCAGAAGACUAUGGUGGAACAACUGAAGAUUCAUUUAGGUUCAUGCUUCCAGAUCGCCAUUGUCUUUGGGAGGUUCCCUUAGUAGAGUGCACCAACAGAGUAAUAGUAUACUGUGGCCUCCAUGACAACCCAAAAUAUUCACUUUCCAAGGAUGGGACCUUCUGUGGAAAACCAUGGGAGAAGUUCUUGCUGGACUUGGGCAUUCACGAAAGUGACUUGUGGAGAUCAGUAGGUGGUCAGGAAAAGUGCUUGUGGAAUGCAAAAAUAUUCCCUAUCAUCCCUUACAGUGAGAUGCUCUCUUUGGCUGCAUGGUUGAUGGGCUUGAGCAAUCAAAAAACAGGAUAUAUGCUUCCCUUAUGGAGAAGUUCACACCGCGUUAGUUUAGAAGAGUUGCAUAGAUCAAUAGACUUUUCAAAAAUGUGUGUUGGGUCUAGUAAUCAUCAGGCAGACCUUGCUACUGGAAUUGCAAAAGCUUGCAUCGACUUUGGCAUAGUAGGACGCAACUUAUCUCAAUUGUGUGAAGAAAUUCUCCAAAAAGAAAAACCAGGAGUUGAUAUAUGUAAGAACUUACUAGAUCUCUGUCCCAAACUUCAAGAGAAGAACUCUAUGAUUCUUUCCAAAAGCCGAGCAUAUCAAGUGCAAGUUGAUCUUCUUCGAGCAUGCAAAGAUGAAAUAGCAGCUUGUGAAUUGGAGCACAAGGUUUGGGCCGCUGUUGCUGAUGAAACUGCCUCUGCUGUGAAAUAUGGUUUUGGAGGGCAUCUCUUGGCGUCGCCCAACAGCAGCUCAGUAAACAAUAACCUUGACGGCCAUGUGGAUCAGCCUCUCCACCAUAAGCGGGUAAAAGUUGAGUUACCAGUUCGGGUAGAUUUUGUUGGGGGCUGGAGCGAUACGCCUCCUUGGAGCUUGGAGCGUCCUGGUUGUGUUCUGAACAUGGCAAUCAGUUUGGAAGGUUCCCUUCCUAUUGGCACCAUCAUAGAGACAACUGAAACAAGCGGAGUGUCAAUUAGUGAUGAUUCUGGAAACGAAUUAUACAUUGAAGAUGUUUCAUCUAUUUCUACUCCCUUUGAUAGCAAUGAUCCUUUUAGGCUAGUCAAAUCUGCAUUGCUUGUGACUGGUGUUAUUCACGGCCAUGUACUUGGAUCCAUGGGUUUGCAAAUCAAGACAUGGGCCAAAGUCCCCCGUGGUAGUGGUUUGGGGACUUCCAGCAUCUUGGCAGCCGCUGUUGUGAAAGCUCUUCUUCAGAUAAUUGAUGGAGACAUGAGCAAUGAAAAUGUUGCUAGACUUGUUUUAGUAUUAGAGCAGCUCAUGGGGACAGGAGGUGGCUGGCAGGAUCAAAUCGGAGGUUUGUACCCGGGAAUUAAAUUUACUGCCAGUUUUCCUGGAAUACCAUUACGACUCCAAGUUAUCCCGCUUCUUGCUACUCCUCAGUUGACCAUGGUGUUAGAGCAGCGGUUGCUUGUGGUAUUUACUGGUCAAGUUAGACUUGCGCAUCAAGUCCUCCAGAAAGUGGUUACUCGCUAUCUUAGACGGGAUAAUCUUCUUGUAUCCAGUGUUAAGCGCCUGGCCGAACUUGCAAAGAUAGGAAGGGAAGCUUUAAUGAAUUGUGAAAUAGACGAGUUAGGAGAUAUAAUGUUGGAGGCAUGGAGAUUGCAUCAGGAACUGGAUCCCUACUGCAGCAACGAAUUUGUUGACAGGCUCUUUGCAUUUUCCGAACCCUACUGCAGCGGUUAUAAGCUUGUGGGUGCUGGUGGUGGAGGGUUUGCACUGCUACUUUCUAAGGAUGCCGACAGUGCAAAAGAGCUUAGAUAUAAACUAGAGCAAGAUUCAAACUUCGAUGUGAAAGUAUAUGAUUGGAACAUCUCUUUGGUAUAGUCAUCGCAAUGGUAUUAUCCAUUUAUACGCAGCCUCACAGAGCAUACAGGGCGAACUAUUCUUUAGCCUUUUACAUCAUCCAUUUGUAAUCUGUAAAUCUUGAAUAUGACCUUAAUUUUUCUCCCCUUGCUUGGUAGUCAUAUAGAUUCUUUGUUGUUGUCCUAUCAUUCUUGUACAAUAAGUCUGUAGAAUAAAGGCUGCUUAAGCUGAAUAAGAUCGAACAAUAUGGUUGCUCUCGUAACCCUUUCUUUCGA
Tripterygium wilfordii is the source of this 3642-nucleotide messenger RNA. Its product is annotated as bifunctional fucokinase/fucose pyrophosphorylase. The record is from RefSeq and is a predicted model, not a curated record. Gene Ontology annotation, biological process: GDP-L-fucose salvage. The transcript is spliced from 7 exons. Gene Ontology annotation, molecular function: ATP binding; fucokinase activity. Bases 134 to 3388 code for a protein of 1084 amino acids. NCBI's taxonomy places the organism in Eukaryota, Viridiplantae, Streptophyta, Magnoliopsida, Celastrales, Celastraceae.